GCAAAAUCCGAUCCGUUGACGAGCCCAGUAGAACUAAGCAUAGCAUGGACAUUAAGUCGGGUUGGGCUUUCUGAGACCGUGAUUCAAGCCCAGUCUAAGCAGUUUAGAACCCUCCUGAAGCCCCUCUCGUUCUAUCCCCUCCCUCUAUCUGAAAACUCUCCGACAUGUCCGUCAAACUCUCGAUGCAUUCCUAGUUCAAUUUUACGCCGAAGCCAAUUGUGGACGCAUGGAGUUUUGAGCAGCUCUUCGAGCUAUUGUUCGCACAGUGUGCUGUUUCAUAAUACUGUGGUAUACAUCAGUAGGCAAAAAUGUCCAAAAUUCAGAAAUCUGACCGUUGAAGCUGCUUCUUCUUCUGCGGGGGGUUCGAGGCGGAGGGUUUAUAAUCAGUCCGAACCUCAAGGUCCGGCCAUUCCUGUGAAGGAGAUUGUUUCUUUUGUGGUUCCAGCAGGCGCAUUCGUCGUCGUUACUUUCGGUAUGAGCCUGACAGUUUUGUGGAAACUGGUGGAGAAAGUCCUUGCAAAACCAACGAGGCCUUCGUCAGCGGAAAACCCAUCUUCUCAAGGAAUGAAAUGGUCCAUCGCACCAGGAACAAAUUUGUUACCUGGGUUUGGUGCAAAAGUUGAAAGAGAGUCCAAGCAGAGGCUCAAUGAAUUUGCCAAACAACUUCGGUCAUUCAGAAGCAUUGACAUGUCAGGUUGUAAUUUUGGAGACGAUGGACUAUUUUUUCUCGCUGAGAGCUUAGCAUACAAUCAGAUUGCGGAAGAAGUGAACUUUGCUGCCAAUGGAAUAACUGCCGAUGGUUUGAAAGCCUUUGAUGGUGUUCUGCAAUCAAACAUCGUACUAAAUACUCUUAACCUGUCAGGAAAUGCCAUUGGAGACGAAGGAGCCAAGCGCCUAUGUGAUAUACUGGUGGAUAAUGCUGGUAUUCAAAAACUACAGCUAAAUAGUAUUGGAUUGGGAGAUGAGGGAGCAAAGGCCAUAGCUGAGAUGUUGAAGAAAAAUUCAAGCAUACGUGUUCUUGAACUUAACAACAAUUUGAUUGACUAUUCUGUAUGA
This is a messenger RNA of Ilex paraguariensis (yerba mate), 1056 nucleotides long. Lineage: Eukaryota; Viridiplantae; Streptophyta; Magnoliopsida; Aquifoliales; Aquifoliaceae. The record is from the annotation of a GenBank genome assembly.